AUGGUUUCGUGGAUCAUCUCCCGGCUCGUGGUGCUAAUAUUUGGCACUUUAUACCCUGCAUAUUCCUCUUACAAGGCCGUGAAGACGAAAAAUGUAAAAGAAUAUGUGAAGUGGAUGAUGUAUUGGAUUGUGUUUGCCUUCUUCACCACAGCAGAAACACUCACAGAUAUUGUUCUUUCCUGGUUUCCGUUCUAUUUCGAGUUGAAAAUCGCAUUUGUGAUCUGGCUGCUCUCUCCUUACACCAAGGGCUCCAGCGUCCUCUACAGGAAGUUUGUGCACCCAACGCUCUCCAAUAAAGAGAAGGAGAUUGAUGAGUAUAUUACCCAGGCCCGUGACAAGAGCUAUGAAACCAUGAUGCGAGUCGGCAAGAAAGGUUUAAACUUGGCUGCCAAUGCAGCAGUUACUGCAGCUGCAAAGGGUCAGGGAGUUUUGUCUGAGAAGCUGAGGAGUUUCAGCAUGCAGGAUUUGACUCUGAUCCGGGAUGAAGAUACUGUGCAUCUACGGAGCCCCAAGCCACAGCUGCGCACCUCCACUAGUGGCCUUGAAACCAUUGAGGAUUCAGGAGAAGAGGCCAGUGUGUCUCAAAGGUCAAAUGGGGCCCAGUCUGAUUCUAGAACAGAACCUUCAGAUGAGGAUGCAGGAGACAAAACACCGAAACGCACCCAGAGCCUCAAAGCUCCUAAGAAACCUCCACUAAAGAGUGUGAAAGCUCGCCCCAAGAAGAAAGCUGCAGGCUCCAUUGCUGCUGGGGAGUCAGCCUAA
This is a messenger RNA of Emys orbicularis (European pond turtle), 762 nucleotides long. RefSeq names its product receptor accessory protein 2 (gene REEP2). Bases 1 to 762 code for a protein of 253 amino acids. NCBI's taxonomy places the organism in Eukaryota, Metazoa, Chordata, Testudines, Emydidae. Gene Ontology annotation, molecular function: microtubule binding; taste receptor binding. The record is from RefSeq and is a predicted model, not a curated record. The transcript is spliced from 8 exons. Gene Ontology annotation, cellular component: cytoplasmic microtubule; endoplasmic reticulum membrane.